Molecule: messenger RNA, 3695 nt
Organism: Chironomus riparius
Lineage: Eukaryota; Metazoa; Arthropoda; Insecta; Diptera; Chironomidae
Source: the annotation of a GenBank genome assembly
UUUAAGAAUUCAUUAGAAAGCAAUAUAACAAUAAAAAAUAAUUCUUUUGAUUUUUGUGUGCUCUGUCUUUUCAUGUUCAUUUAUUUUCCUUUUUAAAAUCCACUCACUUUAUAAGAACUAAUGAAAGGAAGAGAAUGAAAAAAAAAAUAAUCUUGUGAAUUAGUUCAUUUGGGAUAAAUUUAAGAAAAUGAUGUAAAAACUAAAAAAACUCGUGUAUAAUAAUCGAUAAAAAAAGUUUUAAUUGUACGUCAUUUUUUUAAAUAAACUUUUUGCCAACAAAUGUGUUAUUGUGCUCGCAUUGGCUAAUGUUUCAUUUAAACUUUAAAUAAACAAUUUCCGAUUUUUCAAUGGACUCGAGUCUCGUCUGUGUUUUAUUAUACUAGUAGUUUAUCACUUAGCAGUUGGAGAGGAUUAUUAUGGAAAUAAAUGCACAAUUAAAUGGAAAUUGCAUUCAAUUAUUGACAAUACUUAAUAAGGAUAAUUAAUAACUAAUAUUCAUUAACUUGACAUUGCAAAAAUGCGCCUAAUGAAUCCACUUUGAAUUACCUUUUAUCACAUUUUUUCCUUCUCUCUGUCUUUAAAGUCUCAACAACUUGUUUCUGUUUCUGUUUUUGCAGAACAUUUUCUUCAUAAAAGUGGCACACAUGUAAGACAGUCUUGCUUUGUGUAUAACAAAAAAAAAAUUAAAGACAACUGUAAAAAUCAGCGAAAUUUAUCAUUUAGUUUAUGUGUAUAAUUUAAUAUACGGUGAUAAAGAAAUAAGAGAUAUUAUGUGAGCUCAUGUAAGAUAGCCUUCAACUUUUUUAAUAAGCAACGAAACAAAAACAUGUAUAUCGAAUGAACUUUAAUCACUCAAUUUAAAUUAAUUGAAAGAUUCACUCUUUCUCUAUUUGUAAAAACAACGUAUUUUAUUGGAAGUGAUGAAUAAUUUUCUGAGUGUGACUUGAAAAAAAAGGUUAAAAAUACUCGAGAAGCAGGCAAGAAAAAGUAGUAGAAAAAAAUAUGAAAAAUAAUUAAUCGAUUAGUGCAAAAAGUUAUAAAUUUAUACAAUGGGAUACUCAACACAAGGGAAGAAUGCACACGAAUCUCUCGUAGCACGACAAGACUCUGAAAUACGUUUACUUGAAUUAAUGAGACGUUGUUUAUUACAAAAAGUGAAAUGUGAUCGAGAGUAUGCUAGUGCAAUUGCCAGUGUUGCACAACAAGGACUUAAAAUUGAUAAGACGGAUGAGCCAAAUGGAAGUCAAGUACUUCAAGCAUGGAAAAAGUUUAUGGAGGAGAUGGAAAAUCAAUCAAAAUUAAUUCGUACAAAUACUGAAAAUUUAGAGAAUGUCUGUACCGAUCGUAUGUCUCAAAUGUGUCAAGAGAAGCGAAAACUCAAGAAACAGUAUCAAGAGGAACAUGCGAAAAUUGCAUCGAGAUUUUAUCAACUAACUGAAGAUGUAGCACGAAAGAAGGCUGAAUAUCAGAAACAUUUAGAAUAUUACAAGCAAAUGCGCAUGAGAUUUGAAGAGCAUUACAUUAAAUCUGGUAGAGCAGGUCGAAAGUUGGAUGAUGUAAGGGACAAGUACCAAAAAGCAUGUAGAAAACUGCAUUUAGCCCAUAAUGAAUAUGUGUUACUUUUGCACGAGGCUACUGAAGUCGAGAAAGAUUAUCGAACAAUACUCUUACCUACAUUGUUGGCACAUCAACAAACUGAUCAAGAGCAAUUCAUAACAAAUUGGAAAAACUUACUUAAUGAUAUAGCAAAAUUUAGUGAUUACACAUCAAAUGAAUAUUUGAGUAUUCAACAGCACAUAAGUAACAGUAUUAACUCCAUAACACCAACUGACGAAUACAAAGAUUUGGCUGAUAAAUAUAAAUCAUUACCUGUUAUUUUUCGAUUCGAUGAUAAUCCAAAUGAAGAGAAUUUUGGUAAACUUCAACCAAAUCAAUUAGCCAUAGAUAAUCUAACGAUUGAAUCGUUAAGACAACGAAUUGCAGAUUUAGAACAAUCAAUAAAGGAAUGUCAAGAAAAACAGCAAAAAAUUGCUGGAGAAAUUAAUGGAAAGAAAAUUUCAUCUUCAACAUCGAGUAUUCAGUCAGCAGCAUCUAAUAACAUUCUUACUACAAAUUCAAGUAACUUGAAUGGUGUUAGUAACAGCAUGAAAGAUACAAAAUUCAAUAAAGAUUUGUGUUCCUUAAAAUGUCAAGAACGUCAGAUGAACAAACUUGUUGAAAUUAUAAGAUCGUCACUUAAUGAAGUCUCGAUUAAUGAGCUUCCUAGUGGAUGUGACGAUAUAAGCGUUGAGAUCGAUAAGAAUCUAGGAACUGAUGAGAAUAUUACAUCAUCGUCAACUCAUAUGUCAGUAAUUUUACAAAAAAGUGGUGAUUUUAUGACAUUAAUUAGAACGCCGUUCAGAAAGAAAAGAAGAACAGUUGCGGGAGAUGAGUUAUCAAGACGUUCAAAGUCACAAACACCUAUGACUGUUCGUGCUACUACAAAACAAACUCGUAGUAUUUCUUCUUCAUCGCUGACUGUGUCAAAUCGUCCGAUAUAUGAAGAAGAAUGGUUUCAUGGCGUUCUUCCGAGAGAGGAAGUUGUGCGAUUACUUAGAAAUGACGGUGAUUUUUUGGUUCGUGAGACAACGAGAAACGAUGAGAGUCAAACUGUUCUCAGUGUUUGUUGGAAUGGGCAUAAACAUUUCAUCGUACAGACAACCGCAGAUGGUCACUUUAGAUUCGAAGGUCCAUCAUUCCCGAGUAUUCAAGAGCUGAUUCUACAUCAAUUUCAAUCGGAACUUCCCGUAACUAGCCGGUCUGGUGCAAUAUUAAAAACACCAAUUUUCAAAGAACAUUGGGAGCUUAGCAAUGAUGAUGUUAUAUUGAUCGAUAAAAUUGGAAGGGGAAAUUUUGGUGAUGUUUAUAAAGCAAAACUUAAAUCAUCACGUCAAGAUGUAGCAGUUAAAACGUGCAAACAUUCAUUACCUGACGAGCAAAAACGUAAAUUUUUGCAAGAAGGAAGGAUAUUAAAGCAGUAUGAUCAUCCAAAUAUUGUAAAAUUAAUAGGAAUUUGUGUGCAAAAACAACCUAUAAUGAUUGUAAUGGAAUUGGUUGAAGGCGGUUCGCUUUUAACCUAUCUGAGAAAAAAUUCUGCAACGUUAGAUCAGCAACAGAUGAUGGGAAUAUGCAGAGAUACAGCAGCAGGGAUGAGGUAUUUAGAGUCUAAAAAUUGCAUCCAUCGGGAUUUGGCAGCAAGAAAUUGCUUGAUUGGUUCAGAAAAUAUCGUUAAAAUAUCAGAUUUCGGAAUGUCACGAGAGGAAGAAGAAUAUAUUGUUUCGGAUGGAAUGAAACAGAUACCCAUUAAAUGGACUGCGCCAGAAGCUUUAAAUUUUGGCAAAUAUAAUUCACUUUGUGAUGUUUGGAGUUAUGGAAUCUUAAUAUGGGAAAUCUUUUCAAAGGGUGGUACACCGUAUCCUGGACUUAGUAAUUCUAAAGCUCGAGAGAAAAUUGACGAAGGUUACAGAAUGCCAAUGCCUGAGGGAACACAACCAGAAAUGUACAAACUAAUGCUGAAAUGUUGGAAGGAAAUACCUGAGGAACGACCACAUUUUGAUGAGAUUUUUACUGUUGUUGACUGUCUCAUGAAAAAGCAGUAAAACUCAAAAAACUGUAAACUUUUUUAUGGAAAAAUUAAUUUAAUAAAAUUAAAUAUU